GGUGCGCUGCGCGCGGCAGGUUCGAAGCGCGGGCGCGGCCCGAGUGCUGAGGCGGCGGUGGCGGCGGCGCGAGACGCGAGGCGGCGGCGGCGGCCACGGUCCGGGCGGGUCCCCGCGGCUCCCGGCGGCGGCGCCAUGGACGAGGCCGUGGGAGACCUGAAGCAGGCGCUGCCCUGCGUGGCCGAGGCGCCGACCGUCCAUGUGGAGGUGCACCAGCGGAGCGGCAGCACUGCAAAAAAAGAAGACGUAAAGCUGAAUGUUAGAAAGCUGCUCAACAGACAUAACAUUGUCUUUGGCGACUACACCUGGACUGAGUUUGAUGAGCCUUUUCUGACCAGAAAUGUGCAGUCUGUGUCCAUCGUUGACACCGAACUGAAGGUUAAAGACCCACAGCCCAUCGACUUGAGCACGUGCACCGUCGCACUUCACGUCUUCCAGCUGAAUGAAGGCGGCCCCAGCAGUGAAAACUUGGAGGAAGAGACAGAAAACAUAAUUGCGGCAAAUCACUGGCUCCUGCCUGCAGCUGAAUUCCACGGGCUCUGGGACAGCCUGGUGUACGAUGCGGAGGUCAAGUCUCACCUCCUCGACUACGUGAUGACAACUCUGCUGUUUUCGGACAAGAACGUCGACAGCAAUCUCAUCACCUGGAACCGGGUGGUGCUGCUUCAUGGUCCUCCAGGAACUGGAAAAACAUCCCUGUGUAAAGCUUUAGCCCAGAAAUUGACCAUCAGACUCUCAAGCAGGUACCGCUACGGCCAGUUAAUUGAGAUAAACAGCCACAGCCUCUUCUCCAAGUGGUUUUCAGAAAGCGGCAAGCUGGUAACUAGGAUGUUCCAGAAGAUUCAGGAUUUAAUCGAUGACAAGGACGCUCUGGUGUUUGUGCUGAUCGACGAGGUGGAGAGCCUGACGGCCGCCCGAAAUGCCUGCAGGGCGGGCACCGAGCCUUCGGACGCCAUCCGCGUCGUCAACGCCGUCUUGACCCAGAUCGAUCAGAUUAAAAGGCACUCCAACGUGGUGAUCCUGACCACCUCCAACAUCACGGAGAGGAUCGACGUGGCCUUCGUGGACAGGGCGGACAUCAGGCAGUACGUCGGGCCGCCCUCCGCGGCCGCCAUCUUCAAGAUCUACCUCUCCUGCUUGGAAGAGCUGAUGAAGUGUCAGAUCAUAUACCCCCGCCAGCAGCUGCUGACCCUCCGCGAGCUGGAGAUGAUCGGCUUCAUCGAGAACAACGUGUCCAAGCUGAGCCUCCUCCUGAGUGAGAUCUCAAGGAAGAGCGAGGGCCUCAGCGGCCGCGUCCUGAGGAAGCUGCCUUUCCUGGCUCACGCGCUCUACAUCCAGGCCCCCACCGUCACCAUCGAGGGCUUCCUCCAGGCCCUGUCCCUGGCAGUGGACCGGCAGUUUGAGGACAGAAAGAAGCUCUCCUGCGUGUGACCCGGCUUCCGCCCGGAGAGUCUCCACACUCACGGCUGAGACCUGCAGCCCAGAAACCCACGGGCCAGUGUUGAAGUGUGUCGUACUUACACGGUAUUCUAGGAGGCUUGUGUUUCCACGCUUUCAAGCUCACGUCGGGGGACGGCCAGCCGUCGUUUUCGCUUUUAACAGCCGAUCGUCCGAGCCCUGUGUCUCUGUAAAGACCCGCCCCGUGUCCUUAUUCUGUCCUGCCUCUGGUUGAUCGGACCCAAGAUACUGACAAGUUUUGCUUUCAGAAGAUGAUGGGUGUAUGACUUACAGAAGCGGGAGGAACCGCGCAGCCUUAAGGAUGUAAUCGCAGCCUGAGCUUCAGCGCGCUCCCCUCCGUGAACCACCUUGGAGACUGAUGGGCGGACAGGCCCCGGUCCUGCGUCACAGCACAGGGGGAACGGCGCUCCUCCCGGAGGCAGAUCCAUCUGCCGGGGGGUGUGGGGGGGACUCGCGGCCAGCAGACGCGUUCCCCCCCGCGUCACGGGACGGUCCCGUGCGGUGUGCUCGAGAGCCGCAGCCGUGGCUCGCGUGACACUGAUUCUCAGCCGGGGAGAAAUCGGCUGGCCCGUGGGUGGUGUCCAGAAUCGAGUCUGCUUUCCUCGCACUGAAGUGAAUUUCCUGUGAGCGCUUUGUACACGUUCCUAAGAGAACGUCUUACCUUUUGUUGGAGACUUUAAACAUUAAAAUUCUUUUCCAGAA
Phacochoerus africanus (Common warthog) is the source of this 2160-nucleotide messenger RNA. RefSeq names its product thyroid hormone receptor interactor 13 (gene TRIP13). NCBI's taxonomy places the organism in Eukaryota, Metazoa, Chordata, Mammalia, Artiodactyla, Suidae. Gene Ontology annotation, biological process: meiotic recombination checkpoint signaling; reciprocal meiotic recombination. Bases 136 to 1431 code for a protein of 431 amino acids. Gene Ontology annotation, molecular function: ATP binding; ATP hydrolysis activity. The transcript has 13 exons. Gene Ontology annotation, cellular component: chromosome; nucleus. The record is from RefSeq and is a predicted model, not a curated record.